Onthophagus taurus is the source of this 612-nucleotide messenger RNA. The record is from RefSeq and is a predicted model, not a curated record. Lineage: Eukaryota; Metazoa; Arthropoda; Insecta; Coleoptera; Scarabaeidae.
UUGACUUGAUUAUUAAUUAAAAAUAAGAUAUUAUUAAAAAAAUCAUGACUUGUAGUAUAAAUCUUCCAACUGGGAUACUAACCCAUACUCAAAUGGUAAAAAGUUUAUAUAAACGUGUUUUACGAAAUUUGGAAAGUUGGUAUGAUAGACGUGAAGUGUAUCGUUAUCAAGCGGUUUUAAUGCGCGCCAGAUUUGAAAGAAAUAAGAGCUGCGAAAGUAUUCGUACGGCCCAGUGUCUUUUACAACAAGGAGAAGAAGAGCUAUUUCAAAAGCAACAUUGGUACAUUAAAAAAUUUUGCAACAGUGUUGGCGGAACUGCGUUUCAAAGAGAGGUACAAACACCAGAUUGGGCUAUUGAUCAUUGGCAUCCUCUUGAAAAGAUGCAAUAUCCGGAGUAUUUUAAAAGGCGAGAGGAAAUGAAAAGGGAUGUAUUGAGAAAAUGGGAGAGAGCAAAUAGGGCGAAAAGGAGUUUUGAAUGUUAACAUUUUAAUUAUUAGAUGAUUUAGGUUUACAAAGACCACAUCUAUUUAUAUGUGGUCUUAUGUGUUGUAUGGACAAUAUGUAUUAUUUUUGAAUUGUUUCUAAAUUGUCAUAGAAAUAUUUUAUUUUCGA